AUGUUUAUUAAUUCUAUUAUUUCAUUAAAUUUAAUUUCUUUCGUAAAAAAUUACUUUAUUCUUGCAAAUGGAACUUAUACUCUUCACCCAAUUGAAAUAAAACCUGACACGCAUCCACAACAACUUUUUAGCACAAUAAAUAGAAUUGCUAUCUGCAAGCAACCUCUAAAUUAUGGAAAUUGCUCUAGAAAAUUACCUAGGUUUUAUUGGGAUGUGGAAAGUGGACAAUGUCUAAAGUUCUUUUACACGUAA
Messenger RNA from Meloidogyne enterolobii, 252 nucleotides. The record is from the annotation of a GenBank genome assembly. Lineage: Eukaryota; Metazoa; Nematoda; Chromadorea; Rhabditida; Meloidogynidae.